UUCCACUGUUGCUUCUUUUCUUCGUACACACUCCCUGGAAUUUCGGCAGUCGGUGACAGUGGCUUCACGAGGAAAGUCAACCGUGGACGACGAUGGCGUCGCUGGGGAAUAAAGUGGAUGAGCAAGUCACCAAGGCACCGCAGCAGAAUGGAGGCGGUUGCAGGAACGACGAGCUGCAGCUGGAGGACAUACAGGACAACAACAACGAGAGCAUCGAGGUGGAGAUGGUCGUGCCACCAGAUGGAGGAUGGGGUUGGGUGAUCGUCGCUGCAUCCUUCAUGUGUAAUCUCUUCGUGGAUGGUAUCAUCUUCAGCUUUGGUGUCUUUUUAAACGAUAUCUCUGAGGCGUUCGCUGUGUCCAAGGCGAGGGUCGCGCUGGUUGGCUCGUUGCAGUCAGGAUUCUACCUUAUGGCUGGUCCAUUCGUGUCUGCGUUGGCCAACAGGUACGGCUUCCGGUUGGUCGCGAUCCUCGGGAGCGUGAUAAGUUGCGGAGCGUUCGUUCUCUCCUACUUCAGCACUUCCAUCGAGUUCCUCUACAUCUCUUACGGCGUGCUCGGAGGUAUCGGAGCAGGUCUGAUUUACGUUCCGGCUGUGAUAACUACCGGAUUUUAUUUUGAAAGAUGGCGAGCACUGGCCACAGGGAUCGCUGUCUGCGGAUCCGGAAUCGGCGCUUUCUUACUCGCGCCCAUCUCAGACUUGCUGGUCAAGCAAUUCGGUUGGAGGGGCGCGUUGCUCUUCCAAGCAGGGAUGCUGUUGAAUUGUGCGAUAUUCGGAGCGAUGUUCCGUCCGCUGAAACCAACGCGGAUUAAGGUGAAAUCGACGCCAGAGAAUGCGGGUUUAGAGGUGAAGAGCAGCCUGAUGGGGAAAGGUGUGUCCACGACGUCGUUGCACUGCGUGCAACCCGGAAGAAGUGGUUUCUUUGGUACAAACAACAACACGGAAUACCCGACGGCUGCUGAACUCCUUGGCAGCAAUCCCAACAUAGUAAACGCCUCCAAGUCCUUGCACUCACUUCACAAGGUGCACGUGGAGUUGCGAACACUCGAGAGGAAGUUGAGCAGCUCUGAGAAACGACUGUCCGUGCCGAUCUAUCCGGACUUGGAUGUGAACAUGGACGAGAAGAUGGUCGAAGAAGAGAACAACCUCCUGGGUGGUGAUGUGGAGAGGCUGAAUGGCAAAGUGCCCACGAUUCGCAGGCAUACGAUCAGCGGGAGGAGACUACGCGCGGACUCGGACUGUAGCCAGAAAUCGCUGAAGGUAGGCAACAGGCGGAAUCCAUUCAACAAGGACCCACAGAGACCGUUCUACAGGGACGACAUCUUUUACGGUGGAUCGUUGAAUAGACUGCCGCAUUACAAGUCGCAGCAAUCAUCCGUGGGCUAUCACAUGUCGGUCACGCGUCUGCCCACCGCAACGGAUGUGGCCGAAGAGGAGAGCGGAAGUUGUUACCUGUGUCCCGAGAGCGUUCGUCGAAUCCUCACGACGAUGCUUGACCUAAGUCUUCUGAAAAGUCCCUCUUUCUUGAUCCUGGCUAUCUCUGGUGGACUCACUAUGAUGGGCUUCUAUACACCUUUUAUGUACGUCCCAGAUCGAGCCCAAUUGGCAGGCAUAGAUCCAUCUACAGCCAUGUUCUUCGUCUCUGUGAUCGGUAUCGGCAAUACUAUUGGCCGUGUGGUGUGUGGCUUGGCUAGUAGCUUGCCAGGAGUUAACGCUUUAGUCGUCAACAAUAUAUUCAUCAGUGCUGGAGGACUUUUGACCGUUUUCUCCGGUUUAUCACUCAGCCAGGGUUACCAGUUCUUUUACGCUGCUGGUUUUGGCAUCAGUAUAUCUGUUUUCGCGUCUCUGAGAUCGAUCCUCGUGGUAGACCUGCUAGGACUAGAGAGACUGACCAACGCUUUCGGUCUGCUUCUUCUCUUCCAAGGCGUGGCAGCUGCCAUAGGCGCGCCUCUAGCAGGUGCUUUCAUGGACGCAACCGGAAGUUACGACGCCUCGUUCUAUCUAUCCGGCAGCUUGAUCUUCCUCUCAGCCGUGAUCUGUUAUCCGUUGAAGAGGAUCAACGUGUGGGAGACGAAGAAGAAGAGCGAGAAGAACAACGACGAUCCGUCCAAAUCCUGAUCGACACUGUAUAACCAAUGACCAAACGGCGUAGACUGAUUGAUGUGGCCUUAAUUCAUUGUCAGCCGCUUCCUGUGUGUGUGUGUGUGCCUUUACUGUACAUACUAACGCGAACGAAAAGUAAUUUAUAAACACGGCGAUAGAAAGAAAGAGAAAAAAGAAACGUAAUCUAGCGGCGACAGCAAACAGAGGACAGACACCGUGAUCCGU
Habropoda laboriosa is the source of this 2324-nucleotide messenger RNA. RefSeq lists its product as uncharacterized. The transcript has 12 exons. Gene Ontology annotation, biological process: transmembrane transport; monocarboxylic acid transport. Gene Ontology annotation, molecular function: monocarboxylic acid transmembrane transporter activity. Bases 93 to 2114 code for a protein of 673 amino acids. The record is from RefSeq and is a predicted model, not a curated record. Lineage: Eukaryota; Metazoa; Arthropoda; Insecta; Hymenoptera; Apidae.